UACAUCACCCAUCAUGUCUCCCUAAUAUCCUGGGACCAUCAUAGCUACAACAACACUGCAUACAACAUUUCAAUUUGCCAGCUUGGCAGGGCAGUGAGUUCUGCUAAAUAAAGAAAAAUCUCCAAAGAGUACAAGAAGGAUCCAAGAACAAUGAUUUCCAGCCACAAUAUUGCACUGAUAAUCAAAGUAUGGUCCACGGGCCACCUGUGGUCACCUUUUCUGGUGCUCUGCAGACUGAAAUAUUUUAUAGCCAAAAGGUAAGAAAUUGGGGGUUAGUGGGGAAGUGAGUCCAUGAAAAGCUUUUUCUUAAAUAGCCUUACAAAGCAUUAAAAGCUUGAGCACCAGUUAUGUUAGGGAAUCCCUGCAGCUCCUCUCCAGGAAUGGCUUCAUUUGAAAUUACUCUGACAAGCAAUUCUAUUUUUAAAAUGUCCAGCACCACUAGACUCUUGUCCCUGCAAACACUCACAUGUGUCCUGCUGAGGACUACUUGUGCUUGCAGUACAUAAAUGAUAGAAAGAUUAUUGGACAACUGCAGCUCUGAACUUUUGUAGUACAGCCAGCAAUGUCACCUUCUACCAGAAAGCUGACUGGGAUAUAACUGUUCUAGGAUAUAACUGUUCUAGAACCUUCUUGUUAAGCGCUCCUGUUGAAAUCUCCCUAGGGGUUAUUUCAUUAGUAAAUCCUGUUUGGUAGGUGUCUUAUCUAUGUACAUUCCAUUCACUGUGCCUGAUGAUAUCAGGAUAGAACCAGAGGAAAGGUUAUUAUGACAUCACCCAGACAAAUAGAAUAUUCUCAUCUCUUGGUGACAUGUCCAUUUGCCCCUCUGCUAACAGCCAGAGUAACUGGACCUCCAACUACACCUCUAGAACGAGGAAACUAAACAGGCUUACCCUGUGAUUCAGUUUGAAAUUGUCAGAAGUUUAUUCUUAGUGCAGGAAAACUACCAGGUCCUAAACAUGGUAGUGCAGGAAUCAUCAUCUUCAUCAUCAUCAUCAUCAGGAAGCUCAUAUGAAUCUGAAACAAACUCAGAACCUGAGCCUGAAGCUGCAACUUCUAAAUUGGAACUCACUAUCAGUCCUCUCACUGAAAUCCCCCCCUCAGUGAAGAACAUAUUGGAGAAAAUUGAUGCUGCCCAGCUCAACAGAGCCAGGAAGGUACAUGUUGACACUGAGCACCUGAUCUUUGGGGCUGCUGAAUGCCUCUUAUGAGUAGGAUGCAAGGGAGACUAUCCCUUUGUAGGAGAGGCAUCAGAGAUAGGUGGAGGUCUCAGAUUUUAUUCCCAUUACCAUUAGGGAUCUUGAGUUGUUUCCAUUUUUAGUGAACAGCUCAUGUCCACUGCCAGUUGGUUUUAUUAGCCAUUUGAGGAGCAGAAUAUUUGCUUCCUGAUAUUUGGCACUUUGAAAUAAAGGGACAUGAUCCUGAGAAGUGUUAAGCACUCCCAUUUGCAGUGCUGAGACCCACCCUAGCUAGGUUCUAUUCCUAGCUCAUCCCCUGUUAUAUGUUACUAUAGCACCCAGAUCUCCUAACUGAGAUCAGAGCCUCAUUGUACUAGGCAGCACAUAAUGAGAGGCAGCUCCUGCCUCGAAGUUUACAGUCUGAAUAGAGAAGUCAAACAAAAGGUGGGAGAAAGGAAGUAUUAUCUCACAUAGAAAUUUAAGUGACUUGCCCAAGGUCACACAAGGAGUCUGUGGCAGAAUGAAACCUAGCUCUCCUGAGUCCCAGUCCAGUGGAUUUACUUACCUGGGCUUGAGCUCCCUGCAUGCAGGGUGUUCUAGAAACAGUAUUAUUAAGGCCCCAUCCUGUCUCUUUAGGAGGUUUUUAAGCAACUGUUUGUAAUUCUGGACAAUGUGAACCGGGUAUGUGACCGCUUCAAAGGGGACGAAGUGAUGGACCCAAAGAUAGAAGAACAGUUCUUCCUCUCUGGCACUUGGGCUGAGAGGAAACGGAGGGCACUUCUACUGGACAAAGUAGCCAUCUUGCUCAAAGCCAGCACAGCUCAAGGGAAAGAUUUAAAGUUCGUUCUGGAAUCGUUAAAAGAAUGGGGUGAAAUGUUGUCAGAAGGCAAAGAACAAGUAGGAGACACCCCCACUGUCCAGUGGGUCAGUGAUAUGGAGACCAAGCUGCUGACUUCCCUUGAUUAUACAGAAGGGUGUAUAAUGCAGCUAAUCGAUCUCUGCACACCUCUUGUGGAACACAGAAGGAAAAAGAGGGGGAAAUCAAUUGUUCCCAAAACUGGCAUGUGGAGAGCAUGGCGAGAAAAAGUUGCACAGAAACCUCAGGAAGCCCAGCCCUUGAGCCCUGAACAAAUGCUAGAAGAUGAAUCUGUAACUUUCUCCAGGACUUCUGAGCUCCUUACUAUGUUACAGGAAUUUGUAGGGUCAACACUGUUCAACAAAGCAGAAGUUGUUGUUGUUAAAUAUAUAGUGACAAUGGUGGCCAAUCUCACCAAAGCCUUCACUCUGCUAACCAAACAGUCCCGUGGCCUGCAAGCAAAGUAUGAUACCUUAGCAUCCCAGGAGUCCAGGAAGCAGGAAGUUCAGUAUGUGAACCUUCAAAAGGAAGUACUGGUGCUUAAUGAGAAAAAGGCAUCUUUGGAGGCUCAAGUCCAAAGCACUGAACACAAAUACAAGAUGCUUUUCAUAGCAAAUGAGGCAAUGCAAAAAGAACUGCACAAGGUGAAGGAAAAAGCAGCAGUAAAGACAGAACCGUCUUUAAGAGACAUGAAAUUUGGGGUCAGGGCUUCUUAUGAAAGGAAAUCCCAUGAAGAUGAUAAACAUCUGAGUAGGGAAAAGGAUGCGAAGCUGUCAGCUGAAAAAUCCCAGGCAGCCCUUGCUAAAUCCCCCAGUGGGAAAAGGGAGGCAAAGGUACCAGAUAAAAAGCUGCUUCAGAGACCAUUGGUAGAGAGAACAGAAGACACCGGUGACAAACAGGAUGCAAAGCUUCUAGAUAAAAAGCCAUUACAGAAAGUCUUGGUAGAGAGAGGUGAAGGCACCAGUGACAAACAGGAUACAAAGCUUCUAGAUAAAAAGCCAGCACUGAAAGCCUCAAUAGAGAGAGGUGAAGGCACCAGUGACAAACAGGAUGCAAAGCUUCUAGAUAAAAAGCCAGCACUGAAAGUCUCGACAGAGAGAGGUGAAGACACCAGUGACAAACAGAAGGCACAGAAAGCCCCAGUAGAGAGAACUCAAGACACUGUUGUCAAAUGGGAUGCAGUCAUCCCAGUGGAAAAACAAGAAGAGACUUCAGGAGACCUGGCUGGAAGAUGGCAUGAACAACCUCUGGACAGUGAGCAAACAGAGGCUGCUGACAAAUGGGAUGUGAACCUCCUGGGUGGAACCCAGGAAGUUGUUGAAGAUGUCACUGGUGAGUGGCAUGAGAUCCUGCCAGAUGAUCAUGAGCUCAAGGCUGACAGUGAAGAAGAAAUUGAAAGUCUCCCAUCCCCAACAGAGCUCCCAUGCCAAGGGGUCUCUAAGAAAGGAAAGCAGAGGAGGAGGAAGGAAAGCCUGGACACUGAGGAGACACAUACAAAAAUAUCUCAGAGCCCUAUCAGCAGAAGCAUGCUGGACCCAUCCACUGCACUGUAUGGGUUUAAUUCAGCUAUCCUGGCUUAUCUGGAGCAGAAGACGGAGAAGCUAUGGAAAUGUCCCUCUCCUGGGAAGAGACAAGCAGAGAGGAUGCUGCCCAAGGACCCAGAAGCCCAAAGGCUCUACAUGGCCUUGGAGAGGAAACUGGAAGAAUUCUUCUCAAAAAUGAAGAUAAAAUAUUCCAGCAGCUUAGAGGAGCAGAAGCUUCCAAGGAGCCUGGAGCUGACUGAAGAUCGUGAGGAGGAGGCAAAGCCACCCUUGGAGGCUCUUCCUGGAAUGUUCAUUCCAGGGAAAGAAGUUCCUGGUCCCUCCAUCCAGUUGAGUGACCCUGACAGUUCCUUUUUGGAGUCCAAAGUUCCUGGGAUCUCACAAUGGGGACUCCCUGCAGCCCUGUUGAAGGAACCUAAUAUCUCAGCACAUUUUCAAUUUCCCAAGCAGUGGCAGCAGCAAUGGCAGCGACAACAGCAGGAGCAAUGGCAGGAGAAGGAAGAGGAAUGGUUUAAGGAGAUACAGAAGGAGCAGCAGUAUCAGAUGCAAUGGCCGUCACCACAGCCUGAGGAGCAGCUCCAGCAGCAGCUGCAAGGGGUAAAGGAGAAGGUAGAGGUGGAGCAGCAGGAAGCGCAUCAGUUUGAGGAGCUGCAGCCACAGCAGGAGCCACUGCAGGAAGGGCAGGAAGAGGAGCAAACGCAGUGGAAGAAGCAGCUGGAGGAACAAGAGCAGGAGGAACAUGACCUUCAUCUGAGGCAGUGGCAGCAGCAGGAGGUGAAGCAGCAGGAGCAGGAGAGGCUAUGGCAGCAGCAGUGGCAGGAGCAGCUACAGCAGUUGCAUGAACAGCAAGAGCUGCUGCAAAAACAGAUGCAGCAGGAGCAGUACCUGAUCCCAAGGCCUAAAACAGUUCCCCGGAGCAGAGAGCCUGGGACCCUGGAACACUUGACGAAACAGAUCCCACUCAGGCCAAGGAGAGACAUUGCAAAGGAAGAGGUGCUACUGUAUGAAUAUUUCAAGCCUUCUACCCAGCAAAUGGUUCCCACUCAGAGCAAAGUAUCCCUGCACUCUCAAGCUCAGUCUACUGAGGAGACUAGCUGGCUCCCGACGCUGGCUCAGAAGACCAAAGGGAAGAGUUUGGUGCCCUCCAGCAUGUCAGAGAAGCGGUACUGGGUGGAUGUGGAGGCUCAGAGGGAGAACUUGGUGCUGCUGGGGCAGGCGACCCAAAAGUGCAGACUACCCCCACACCUGCACAUGCAGGCGAAGGAGGUUAUCACUGAGACCCUGCACACUGAUGUUGAGAGGCUGGCUCUCCUCUUCCACAAAUACAUCUCCUUCUGCCACCUCCAGCAUGUCAGACAAACCUUAAUGUCCAGAUUGGAAGCUGCCAGAGCUGUAAAUGAUGGUGCUGAGGUCCGGAACUUGUAUACAUAUGUGGAGAGGGUGGAUGCUUACCGGAAAAAGGUGCUACAGUGCUGGGUGGCCAAACAGAAAACAGCAGAGCAGGCACGUCGACACUGCCUUGGCAAGAUGAUUUCCUUGUUUGCCCAGCUCCGCCUGAGCUCUGAACUCCACCUCAACAGCCCAUCCCCACUCGUGAUCAAAGCAGUGGAUGAAAUUAAGGAGUUCCCGUCCUCAGCCCAUGCCAGAUCCAAAUCCCCUGGCUAUCCAAGCCCCCUGGCAAGUGUGAAGAAAGUCAGAGACUUUAUGUAUCCAGCUGGAGUCAGUGAGCAGGUUUGUGACCAGAUAGAGUCAGUAUGGAGGACCGAUGUCAUCUCUCACAGUUUUCCUAUCGUUCCAAAACCCCAUGUGUCCCUGCUCUGGUCCCAGGCUGGUUUCCCAGAUAUCCCUAGAUUUCUGGAACUGGACGUGAGCUCAGUUAGGAGCAAACCCCUUAAGUCUCUACAGACACGAAUCCAGAACCUUCCUAGAUGGAAAACAUAUGGACACAAGUAAAAACCCAUGUAAAUAUAGGAUAGUCCAGAUGCAGUUUAAUGCACAACAGAAAUGUAUGUAGAAAGCAAAUAAAGUAUAUUCUUGUGUUUA
Molecule: messenger RNA, 5615 nt
Organism: Trachemys scripta elegans
Lineage: Eukaryota; Metazoa; Chordata; Testudines; Emydidae
Gene: FAM186A
Product: family with sequence similarity 186 member A
Exons: 8
Coding region: 1887-5525 (1212 amino acids)
Source: RefSeq, a predicted model, not a curated record